This is a messenger RNA of Sesamum indicum (sesame), 1249 nucleotides long. Its product is annotated as Peroxisomal membrane 22 kDa (Mpv17/PMP22) family protein. Gene Ontology annotation, cellular component: membrane; cytoplasm. The record is from RefSeq and is a predicted model, not a curated record. Lineage: Eukaryota; Viridiplantae; Streptophyta; Magnoliopsida; Lamiales; Pedaliaceae.
ACAUGCCCUUAGGAGUUAGCAAACAACCCCUCACCCCCUUCUGACAGACUGAAAAGUGAAAAUCCAAGCUCGUCGGCAGAAUGAAAAUUUCAGAGAGUAGGGUAAAAGAAUGAAAGCGAAAUAAGAGUGUUGUUGUUACCUGAAUUUCUUGUGGGUUGUCAAACAUGGGGUCUAUGGGUGUUGGUGGGUGGAUGGGCCCAUUUCACGAUAAUAUUCACGGAAGGCGUGACAAGAAGCGUAACAAAGAAACCAGGCCGUCCAGCUCCAGGGACUCCGCCGGAGGAGCUUCCACCGCCGCCUCCUACCGUUUUCCGCUCAGGCAAGCUGCUACUGCUGCCUCUCUUGCCUUAACUGGAGACACCAUCGCCCAGCUCCGCCAGAGAUGGGUCAGAAACAAAGACACUCUCUCCCGUUCUGAAGAUUUCAAGGAUACUGCAAGCUCACUGUUGUGUGAACAUGACUGGAUCCGAUCCCUUCGGAUGGCAUCGUAUGGAUUUUUGCUCUACGGUCCUGGUUCAUAUGCAUGGUACCAGUUCCUUGAUCAUUGCAUGCCAAAGCAAAAUGUUCAGAACCUCAUGAUGAAGGUUUUGUUAAAUCAAGUUGUACUAGGUCCUGCUGUAAUUGCUGUUGUUUUCGCAUGGAAUAAUUUAUGGCAAGGGAAACUUGCUGAGCUUCCUAAUAAAUACAAGAAAGACGCCCUCCCUACUCUGUGUACCGGGUUCAGAUUUUGGGUACCAGUCAGCAUAGUAAAUUUCUGGAUCAUCCCUCUUCAAGCCCGCGUUGCUUUCAUGUCCAUGGGAUCUAUUUUCUGGAACUUUGUCUUGUCCUCGACCAUGAGCAGGUGACUUAUGCCGCAAACCAAGUGAUCCAAUGCUUGAAGAUCACAUCAAAUUUCCUCUCCCAAAACAUCAUUGAAAACUAUGUUUACACACUUGGAACGUUGUAUCCGAGGCCCGAAAUCCGAUCAGCCGUUUCACUCAAGAGAAAGAAAGAUCUGUGCCUGGAAUCCAGUUUCCACCUUCUCAAUACUCAAAAGCAGCAUGUCAUCUGUGAAUUACGCUGUUCACUACAAUGCAGGCUUAGUCUUUUGGUGUAAGCUGCUGAACAUGAGAUCUAAAUUUCUCUUACUUGCAUGUCUCAAGUUGUAUUUUCUUGCUCAUUUUUCACAAUAUCAAGGCAUGUCCCAUCCAUGAUUCCGACAUGGUAAAUACCAUUUUCUUAUCGAAUUUUGCAUUUCGAAAAUAUGGUC